AUGAGUGGUAGUUUAUGGUCCACGUGGGCAGCUCGGCGAAGAGGAACGUUUUCCCGCUUCCUGCCUACCUAUACUGCAAUUUUACCACGCUUGCCUUUCCUGGGUACGUAUGUAUUCAGUGUGGUCGAACUGCGGUCGACUGGGCAGGCUCGGCAAGAUCGGGCAUGCCCCGGCGGAGGCUCUGAAGGUGAAUGCAACGCUAAUGUUAAUGUAGUUGGAUUUGAGUGCAUUGGCGAUGAGGGAAAAGGCUCUGGCUCCGUUUGCGAAACCAAAAAGGGACGAAAUUUGAAGGGAGAUCAGGGAGACUCCAGAUCGUUGGGCCAACAAGUCACCGCUCUCAUGGCAUUGAACAAUGCAAACGAUGCAAUGGCCACUAUGACCAUAGUGACUACCGUUCAUGAAGCAAGCAAAGCAAAGUUCGAAGAUACUGUAUUAGUAUGUGAAGGCAGGAUUGCUGUGGAAGAUAUUGAUGAAAUCUGCAAGCAUAUCGCCUUUUUGUCUGAUGAGAAACAGACACAGGCAAAGAAACUACCACGCUCGGAAAGUGUUGUCGCCGAGUACCGGUCCCAAAAGAUAAGUUAUACCUUUUAUUAA
Paraglomus occultum is the source of this 594-nucleotide messenger RNA. The record is from the annotation of a GenBank genome assembly. Lineage: Eukaryota; Fungi; Glomeromycota; Glomeromycetes; Paraglomerales; Paraglomeraceae.